AUGGUUCACUUUCUCGAUAAAGGGAAACCAGAGAAUAAUGAAUCAUCCAAUUCAUUACACAGAAGUCCUGCGUCGAUGUCUUCCUCUUCGUAUUCUUCCUCUUCAAGAACUCCAGAAUCGAUCAGUAUAGCUGAGCAGCACAAUCUAUCAAAUACAUUGCCAAGAAUGCAUUAUAUUCUUUUAUGGAAUAUCAUUUUGGAAGCUUUGGUGGUUUCGGCACUAGAAGCAGCCUUGAUAUACUAUCAUGUUUCAUUUUCUUCACACUGCGUCUUGUCUAUUACCAACAUGGGACUCUCGCUGGCCAAUGUGACACAUCAUGGUCUUGCAAUCAUUACCCAAGUAUAUCAAGUAUUAUUAUAUAUUGAUCUCCUCAAACAACACAACAUGCCUCAGCUCUGUAUGACAAUGAUAUUCCAAACAUUAAUACUCGUAUUUGCAAUUAUAAAGGUGUAUCACAGCAGCUUAAAAGACUUUAUGAUCUGUGAUGACUCUCUUGAGGGGAAUAAUACAUUUAGCACAACCAAUUACCCACUAGUUUUUACCAGAAAUGAUACCGAAUUCUACAAAACCAAGUUCCAGUCUCUAGAAUAUGCUGUAUUUGGAGUCACCUUGGCUUGUUCUAUUGUUUUUCUGCUCUGCUUGAUUCGUCUUUACCGCGCUUCUACCUGGACUAGCCAUUAUCUUCACUCAUUCGAUGACAAUACCAAAAAGGCUAUCUUGGCAGCGACUGCUCUGGUCAGCCUUCUCAAGUUUGAUGCAUUCUUUUGCUUCUUUUAUAUAGUUCAACUAGUACCGGCAACAAUAACAGGUUAUCCUGUGCCGUAUUGGGAAGUACCGGCUGUGGUUCUUGCAUCUGCACUCAUUCUCCUUCUGGGGUGGUAUGCUGUCCUAAAAGAAAGCUCUCAACUCACGCUUGCUUUUGCGACUGCUACCAUUUUGUCAUUUGGUUAUUUUGUUUACCGAAUUAUAUCAUUAUCGCUUGUUUCUGUCCUGAACCAAGAAAUUUUAAAGAUUAUUCGCUCUUACCUUCAAUUAUCUAUCAGCAUCACUCUUGUUUUUACUCUCUUGACAAUUGUUGUCAGCCUGACUUGUUUUCUCAAUCAAAUCCGCGGAAUAAAUCUACCUCAGCCCAUGUGCCAUAGUUGCACACAUCCACAGAAAAAACCCCCUCCGAUGGUACCAGAACAUACAGAGCCACCCUACAGUAUGGGUACUGCUUUGCGAUCAGAACCUAAGCAAAGUACAGAUACCUGUUUUUUCUCAGACUGUCAUUCUGUAAUAAAAUGA
This is a messenger RNA of Phycomyces blakesleeanus NRRL 1555(-), 1287 nucleotides long. RefSeq lists its product as hypothetical. The transcript is spliced from 3 exons. The coding region runs from base 1 to 1287 and encodes 428 amino acids. The record is from RefSeq and is a predicted model, not a curated record. NCBI's taxonomy places the organism in Eukaryota, Fungi, Mucoromycota, Mucoromycetes, Mucorales, Phycomycetaceae. Gene Ontology annotation, cellular component: Golgi apparatus.